AUGGAAACCCCUUCUGCCCCGCUGGCCGUGCCAGCCGUGUCUUCCUUGCGUGUGCAACAGGCAAUGCCCAUGGAAAGGACAUUGAGCCAGGAUAUCCGCAAUGAGCGCGAGGAGCUUCGUGAGGCAGCAGAGCAGACCCUCAAUGCCAUCGUCGAUCUCAAUUUGGACGGAACCAUCAAAUGGGUUAGUCCAUCUUGGACCGAGGUCGUCGGCACCCCAUUCGAUGCCAUUAGUGGCAAGCCAAUGUCAGACCUCAUCGCCAGCGAGAACAAGAACGUAUUUACCGACAUGGUCGUUUCGAUGAAGAAGGACGACUCGAAGAGCUACAGGAUUCGAUUCGCCAUUCAACUUGGCCCUUUGUCCAAGUUACGAUACGUGGAGGAAUUCGAAGGAGAUGAGGCACUAACUGGCGAGCCACAGCUACAAACGGCUGAUCUAGAAGCCCAAGGCAUUAUGACUAUGUGGAUGCUACGCCCAUGGACAGCUCCACAAGAAAUUCAAAUCGACUUGCCAGAUGUCAUUGUUGACUCCCUCGGAUCUGGUGCUGAAUUGCUGGCCAGUUAUCUGACACGUCUCGCUGAAUCUGGCGGUGACGACCUGCAAACCCGCGAACCACUGGCCCCUGUACUAUGUCGAAUCUGCGAGCGGCAAAUUCCUCCUUGGUGGUUCGAAAAACACACCGACUUGUGUCUGCAAGAACAUCGUGCAGAGAUGGACGUCCAAAUGGCGCAGGAGAACCUGACGGAACAUCGGCACGCCAUUGUUAGGGUUCUUGAUGCAUUGGAGGCACGAAAAAGCCGUCCAAUGACCGGAGAGCAGCAAACAGGACCAAUGGCAGAGUACAAGGGCAUGCCCAUUGGUCCAGCCCCGUCUGCUCAAUCUUCACCCGGUACCUCGCUGGCUCGUUCUCGUGAGCGUACCGGUGGUUUCGGGCAUGCCAGGGCUAGAUCGUUUGCGGUACGCCGGCCCCAAGCUCGUAUCGUCGAGUUACUCAUGGACUUGUGUGACACUGCCAUCGAAAUAAGCACUCCAGCCAUGAAGGAGAUGUCUCAACAGGGCAAUGGAGACUUGCGCACUCAAUCUCCGCAGUCAGAGUCCAGAAUAUCGCAAGUCUCGCACUGGCAGUCGCCGAGCACGAAUACACUCGAGCAGGAACAAGGCUUGGCGCUAUUAUGCUCAGACACAGAGAAGGUGGCGAAGUUGAAGGUUGAUGCCGUCUUUCGUCAUUGUAGAAUUAUCGAAUAUGCUGAGCGCAUACGUAUCGAGAUGGCAGUCCUUGUGCAAGACUGUAUCGACGAAGCCAUGAGAAAGGCCGCACGGAUUGCGGCUGGUCGUUUGAGCGACUCGACCGAAGACGAGACCGAGGAGGACAUUCUUGCGGAAGGCGAAGGCCAAGUUGAGGUUAAUGAAGAACCCCGAGGACGAUCAGCCGAUGAGGUACCGAAGCAGUCUAUAUCCAGCCCUUCUGCCUUGGCAGCAGCCUUGCGUCAAAUGGACCUCUCCUCCGGACGUCCGAAUCGCUCUCGUCCCGCCUCCUUCAUUGCAUCGACAAGGUCUAGCAGUCCCAAGGAAUGUCCCACGCCACGGUCUACCGUUGAUAGUGGCUCAAUUCCGGCGGGGCAUGCCCGCCAUACCAGAAGAGGCUCGGCUCUAUUAUAUGAAGCCGAGCUUGCUGAAGGAGACGGAAGCCUCCGGUCGUCAUCUGUGGCCUCCCGCAAUGCCACCCGAACAGAGUCCCCGAUAUCCGAGUUCGGCGAUCUCAGGCGUGCUGCAAGCACCCGUCAACAUCACCGAAGAAGCCUUGUCAUACCCGGGACAUCGUCACCUCGACGGCAGGAAUCGCCAUCUCGUUCUACUCAACCGUCCUCGCCGCUGCGUAUCAAGCCGCGUGUCAUACCCUACCAAGAAGGGCUAGCAUCACCUGAAGCGUCGCCUAUGUUCCCUACGAGUGAAUUUAGCUCGCCGGUUUCCCAUCCAGCGCGCCAUCACCGACGACAGUCAUCAGCAGCUAUAUCAGAUUUCGUCAUGCGAGCACCACCAUCGCCUCGCCUAGGUGCAACGCAAGCACCACCACAAGCUCGCGCCGCACAGCCGUCUAUUAAAGACUUUGAGAUCAUUAAGCCGAUCAGCAAAGGUGCGUUCGGUAGCGUAUAUCUCUCGAAAAAGAAAUCAACCGGCGAAUAUUUCGCCAUUAAAGUUCUGAAAAAGGCGGACAUGGUGGCGAAAAAUCAAGUGGGCAAUGUCAAGGCAGAGCGGGCAAUUAUGAUGUGGCAGGGACAAAGUGACUUUGUUGCCAAGCUCUACUGGACCUUCUCAAGCAAGGAUUAUCUCUACCUGGUCAUGGAAUACCUCAAUGGGGGCGAUUGCGCAUCUCUGAUCAAAGUACUCGGUGGCCUACCGGAGGAAUGGGUCAAGAAGUAUCUUGGUGAAGUUAUUCUGGGUGUUGAGCACCUUCAUGAGAGAGACAUCAUUCAUCGUGAUCUGAAGCCGGACAACUUGCUCAUUGAUCCAAAAGGCCAUUUGAAGCUGACGGAUUUUGGCUUGUCACGAAUGGGAUUGGUUGGCAGACAAAAGCGCGCUUUGAAUAGCGAGACGAUGGAUACAACGCCAGAUUUGCUUAAGCAGGGACCUUUUGCUAGAUCUACAUCCAUGGCUUCUUCUCGAUCAACCUCCCUUGACUUGCAUGGACACCCCCAUUCUCCCACUGGAACACCUAUGAUGACCCCAGACGUGGGCAGUAUUGGACAGCCAUCAUAUUUCAGUCUCGCAUCAUCUAUGCCACCAGAGAAUCGUAGGGUAUCCAGCAGCCUCAGAAGCGACAGCGGUGGCAGUGAGUCUCUGGCUCACCUGCUAACGUCAUUUUCUCUGGCUGAUUCCGACCCGGGAUCCCAACCUCUCAGUGCGAAGGCGCCCAUCAUGGACGACGACGUUGCCAUUCAAGGGUCGCCAGAUAUGAUUGCAAGCCAGCCAAACAUUAGAGCUAGCGUGGACGGCCACUCCCGUAACUCCCUUCCACCGUCGAACAUGAUGCCGCCACCAAUGGCACUGUUUGAUCCUGAGGACACGAAUCGGCGUUUCGUUGGGACUCCAGACUACUUAGCACCAGAGACUAUCAACGGAGACAAGCAAGACGAAACUAGUGAUUGGUGGUCAGUCGGGUGUAUCAUGUUCGAGUUCUUAUAUGGCAUACCGCCCUUCCAUGCUAGCGAAGCCGAGCAAGUAUUCGAUAAUAUUCUAGCACGAAAAGUUCAAUGGCCAGACGAGGCUGAUUGUGAACCUAUCUCAGGGGAAGCUAAAGAUCUUAUCAACAAGUUACUAUGUAUGGAUCCCAAGGAACGACUAGGAGCUAACCGCGAUGAAAAAUUCUCCUCCGGUGGAGAAGAAAUCCGAAGCCAUCCUUGGUUUGAAGGUAUCAACUGGGAUAGCCUGCUAGAAGACGAGGCACAAUUUGUCCCUCAACCCGAGAAUCCUGAGGACACGGAAUACUUUGAUACCAGAGGCGCUGUCUUGCAAUCAUUCGCAGAGGAGAUUGAAGACCAAAUGUCUCCGCAAUCUUCCACGGGUGGACAGGAGUAUCCUGAUCGACCGCACGACGCCCUUUCGCGAGUUCGAUCCCAAGUCAAUUCACUCAAUCGCAAGCUGAUGCCGCUACAUAUUCCACCCCACGUUCGCGAUCUAAAGUCAAGGAGGUUGAGCGAACCCGUAGCGGCUGACGACUUUGGCUCAUUCACUUUCAAGAAUUUGCCCGUCCUCGAAAAGGCGAACAAGGACGUCAUUCAAAAGCUGAGGGCUGACGCAAUGGCUUCACAAAACAAGCAAUCUUCCAUUAGCCCCGGAGGAGCUGCAAAUAUGGCCUCGUCAGCCCCAUCUCUAGAUGGCAGCCCGGUCUUGGCCACACAUCUACACCGAUCCAUUUCGAAUGCAAAGACAGGGAAUCGGCCACAGUCUCCGUCGGGGUACAGUCAUUCCAAUUCAUCGCCCAGUCGAGUUUCUCAGCCAUCAUCACCUCUGCUUGUCUCAUUUGUGGCUGGCCAAGGAGCAGAGGGUCGACGAAAGGCAUCCAGCAACUCUUCAAGCCUCUCGCAUCAGUCAGGGCCACCGUCACUGCAGCCUCACUCUUCUCUUGAUGUGCCUAAGGUGCCGCCAAGCUUGCAAAAGGCUGCAACUACAAUCGCCGCAUCCCCUAUCAAGGGCCGUGGAUCGGCUCCGCCACCAUUAGCCUUAUCCCCACAGAAGCUCAUGUCCACGCCGCGACAAAACAGUGGCUCGACGACACGAUCUAGGUCGUUAACUGUAGGGUCGCAAGAAGCUAGUCCUAUUUCAUCCGAUGCCCUUCAGUAUCACCGCAACCGGAGGAGCCAAGUGUUUGACAUGUCUCCCUCUUCAUCGGAUAACGAGGGCGACAAGCACAACGCUUUGCUACGAGUACAACGGCGCAGGCAAAGUUCACGGCGGCUUUCGCAAAUUGCAUUUGACAGCGGCCCUAACUUCAGGCCGCUGGAUGUUUUAAUCUGUGAAGAUCAUCCUGUAUCAAGAAUGGUGAUGGAAAAGCUAUUGGAGAAACUCCGCUGUCGAACGAUUUCAGUGGCAAAUGGUUCCGAGGCCGUCCGUUACUCCAUGAGCGAAAUCCAGUUCGAUGUUAUUUUCUUGGAGUACAAGUUGCCCCAGAUCAGCGGAGCGGACGUGGCACGAAUGAUUCGGGAGACCAAAAAUGCGAAUUCUCAUACUCCUAUUGUGGCGAUCACUGCAUAUCUUAAGGAGCUACAGGCGCCACACUAUUUUGAUUCCUUGAUUGAGAAGCCUAUCAGCUCUUCCAAACUUAUUGAGGUUCUACGAAGCCUGUGCCAAUGGCGUCCAGCGUCACCGAACCGGGCUAUCUCAGGGCCCCCGCCCAACCCUAUGCCCGUCGGUCCCAAGACGAAACCGAGAGCCGAUGACAGCCCAACGUCGAGCCUGUCUGCUUUCCCAGGAAGGCAUUCAUCCGCAAUGAUAUCCAGCCGAGAAGACUCCAUCACCUCUAGCACGUUUGGGGACUCAGAGUCUGUCACGACAGACGAUAUCCCAGUCGUCAUCAGCCGCAAAACAACAAGUGAAUGGGAGGAAGGAGGCCUUGGAAUUACGGAAUCUGACUUCCUUUCGGCUGCAGAGGGAUCCCCCAAAGGGAUGCCGACCCUCUUGACCCAGCAAUCAGCGCCAGGACAAAUGGAACAUCUUCGCCGAGGAGAUAGGACCAGGCCGAGGAGGGAAAGCGGCGACAGAAAAGGAGUUGAGGCAACCGACUCGGCAGACGACGAGGACGAAGAAACCGGCAUCUCCAAGGGAAAACACCGACGGCGAAGCAGCAAACCACUACAGGGCAAAUCAACGCUGCCCAGUUCCAAAUUGGCCAUCGAGAUGAUGCGUGCAGACAGUCACGAUAGCGUCACGGUCGGGUCUGAAAGCACCCCUGAGGCGGUAACGCAAGUAGCAACAACACCAUCUCAGGAAAUAGGCACUCCUAUCCUGGCUGCAACCGAGGGGACAGAGACGGUCACUCCACCAAAUAAUCAGGCCAAUACUACCCCAGCAGGCAAGCAAAGCAGUAAGGAGACGACCGAUAUGUCAGUCCCAGAAUGUGCUGAUGUCACGCCACGACCACAGACAUGUGCGCGUCCUGCCACUGAGUCGGACUCGGUGGACACUUCCACGGAGGCUACACCACGACCUGGCGGGCCAUGA
Messenger RNA from Metarhizium brunneum ARSEF 3297, 5718 nucleotides. Lineage: Eukaryota; Fungi; Ascomycota; Sordariomycetes; Hypocreales; Clavicipitaceae. The record is from RefSeq and is a predicted model, not a curated record.